This is a messenger RNA of Lachancea mirantina, 717 nucleotides long. The record is from the annotation of a GenBank genome assembly. Lineage: Eukaryota; Fungi; Ascomycota; Saccharomycetes; Saccharomycetales; Saccharomycetaceae.
AUGCUGGAAAUCUAUCGAAAAGGCGUUUUCGUCCUGACUUCAGUGGCUUUAGCAUUUCAAAUUCUGCCUGUUAUAUCGAUCCCGGCUGUCGAGUCGCUUUACCUCUGUAUGUAUCAGGACCGAAAAUUUGGAGUUUUUGGAUGGUGUUCGGUUGAUGGGAAUACAUGCGCGAAUGAUAGCAUUCGGUAUACGACAACUAUGAAAGAAAUCGAAUAUUACUACAAGGAGGAUUUUUUCCCAUCAAGAGCCAAAGCGACUUUAUCCAGAUUAUUGUUAGUACAUCCUAUUGCACUUGGUUUCACGGCGGUGCUAUGGGCUAUGGCCGUUGUUCUGAAUUGUAAGAAAUUCGAACAAUCACGUCAGCUUAUCUUGGGGAUGGUGCUGUGGUCAAUACCUACAGUAUUGCUUUCGCUUCUGAGCUAUUUGGUUGACAUCCUCUUAUUCGUCCCCUACCUGGCUUGGCCAGGCUGGCUUUUGCUCGUAAGUAUCAUUUUGAUCGUCAUUACUACAUGCGUCAUGUGUUUCUUGAGAAGAGUGAAUUCCAUACAGAGAUACGAUCGAUUACACGGAAAGGACGAGGUUGAGUUCAUCCCGUUACAUCAAGGCAAAUCCUCUGAUUUACGACCAACUUUUUCAGAGGAUUCGACGUUUGACGACUUGCAGAGCAACCAUCUGUAUCAGAAACCUCAAGUCGGUUUCACGAGAGACGAUACGUAG